CAACACACUCUUUAUAUGUAUAGAUUAUAUAUAUAUAUAUAUGUAUGUAUGUAUAUAUAAGUUUAUUUUGUUAUUCUUCUCUUCAUAUAUAUGGUCAAAGUUCAACCUUUUUUUGUGUUGACAGCUCCAGUACUCUCUCUCUCCCUAAUGGAGAAGCCGAAGGCAUGGAAAGAAAAGCAAGGCUUCCAACAUAAGGUUGAUGGUUGUUCAACAGAAGAAGUGGAAUUGGCUGCAAUUGCUAUUGGUCUCAACAUAAGGUUGAGAUCGGCCGACAUGCCGGUCAACAUGCAAGAACGUGCCCUGCGAUUCACCCGAACGCUCGUCGACGAAACGCCGCCCAACACCCGCCCCAAUCACACCCACCUAGCUCGAGCUCUCAAAAAGGAGUUUGACUCGUCGUAUGGACCGGCAUGGCACUGUGUGGUGGGGAAGAGUUUUGGAUCGUUCGUGACUCACUCACCGGGUGGGUUCGUCUACUUUUCUCUGGACUCGCUCUUCAUCCUUCUCUUCAAAACAGAGGUUCAUUUGGUCAAGGAACAGCCAUGAAUUGUCGACUUGGAUUUUCGGACACUGUUGGAGGACAUAUCAAAUGGAACGCUAUAGAACAACUUUGAGCAUGUAAUCGAUGUGUUUCUAUUUUAAUUUAUUUCUUUUUUUUAGAGAAGCCAAAUUUUGAUCAGUAAAAAUUCUCAAAGGUGUUUUGUAUAAUUAGCCCAAAUCCCUCGGUAAUAGUCUACCAAUUACUUUUUCUUUUA
This is a messenger RNA of Cornus florida, 755 nucleotides long. RefSeq lists its product as uncharacterized. The transcript has 2 exons. Gene Ontology annotation, molecular function: dynein light intermediate chain binding; dynein intermediate chain binding. NCBI's taxonomy places the organism in Eukaryota, Viridiplantae, Streptophyta, Magnoliopsida, Cornales, Cornaceae. The record is from RefSeq and is a predicted model, not a curated record. Gene Ontology annotation, cellular component: dynein complex. Bases 91 to 546 code for a protein of 151 amino acids. Gene Ontology annotation, biological process: microtubule-based process.